Urocitellus parryii (Arctic ground squirrel) is the source of this 6426-nucleotide messenger RNA. Its product is annotated as KIAA1549 like. NCBI's taxonomy places the organism in Eukaryota, Metazoa, Chordata, Mammalia, Rodentia, Sciuridae. The record is from RefSeq and is a predicted model, not a curated record.
AUGAACCACAUUCCAUCCCCAAAUGCCCAGGGUUCCAUAGGUGUCCCUCAUCUAAGUUUUUCUGGAUCCUUAACAAAGCAGUACUCUGAACUGUCCCCGAAAGAGGGUCCCCACUCUUCAGGCUCACCCACACCUGGGGGUUUGAGCUCCAUGGCAGAACUGGCCCGUCUGCCUCCCCCGACCCUAGCACCUGGAGGUCUUCCUGCGCUUCCAGGUGGGACCCCCUCAUGGUCCAUGAUGGAAGUGGCUUCGAAUCCUGCAUCCACCCACCCAGUCCACACUUCGCGGGCUAAAAGAGCGCACAGUGGGGUGUCUUUGCCAACUUUUAAGAGCACGGCAGCAGCAACCCAGGCGGCUGAGCUUUCAUUGUUUCGGACUGCAGAAUCAGUGACCAUAGAAAUGACCAGCAGAAAGCUAGCCCCUGCUACUACUGCAAGUGACCCUGCUAACCCACCACAUUUGUCAGCAGAUCCAGAGAAUUCCAGAAGGCCUGCCCUUUCAGCCGAACACACAUCUUUGGUGCCUGCUCUGCUGCCUUUCACUCCUCUGGGUCAAGGGCAAGCCGUCCUUUCUGGGACAGUUCCCGCAUCGYCAUCAAAUGGGAAAGGCAACCUUCCCUCCAUGAUCGCUGUCCUUCAGCCUGCAGAAGAGCGGACCUUGCCAUCCCUUGUACCUGAAAUGCCCACACCUCAAGAAGGAGGCCAUGACGGGGCCCCUCCUGCAGCCACAGACUUGUUCCUCUCAAGGAACCUUCCUGAUCUUCUCUCCACAACUUGGACAUUUCCCCUGCAGAAAGAGGUCAGCGUGACAGCCUUUUUAGGGAAAAAUAAAAAGGCAAAUGUGACUAUUCCAAGCAAAGAAGUUUUGAGUCCUCACACUGAAAAUGGAUUCCGCUCUGACUUUAGCUCCAAUCCAAUGUCAUCUCCCGUCAUUACAACAUCAGGAACAAACCUCCUUCCCUCAGGUUCACCUCCAGCCUCCAGGCCCACCAUUCAGACCACCCACAUGGUUUUCCCAUCUCCUGGCUUUGCCAGCACCAAGUUGGAGACUGACACAGCUGCUGGGGACCAUUCUGAAUCGCCUGUUUCUGCUUCCAAGCAGGUGACAGCAUCUCCCUCCUCCACUGAUGCUGAUGAUUUCUCAACAAUGGGAGACAUGAAAAAGCCAACAACCACAGAUGUUUUCUGGAGUUCUCUUUCAGCAAAAACAGGAACCCUUUCCAGAGAUUCCACAAUAUCUGGCUUGCAGCAGCAAACAAGUGAUGGUCCAAAUGGUCACACAAUUAACUUCGCCAGUUGGGAAGUUCAUUCAGCUGCCACUUCUCUUCCCCGGGGUUUAAYUUCAGCUGCCAAAGCAGUAAAAUCUCAGAACAUCAAAGAUACUGCUGGGCAAUCAGUGGCUGCAGAAGGCUUCAACAUCCAAGAUCUGGUCCUUAGGACAAGCACCAACCAGCCUGUGCAGCAGUCGRAUGUCACCUUGGCCGGAAAUCAUACAGACCUCUGGUCCACAAGCCAUCACAACCGUCCCAGAGACUUCCAAACAGCCAAGGCUGAAUAUUAUCCAUCCACAAGUCAACAUUCUGCCCAGUCAAGCCUUCCUCUUUGGCUGACCUGGCCACRUCUAUCUUCUACAACAAGCUUGCAGGACAUGCUUUCCGAUGGAACGGAUACAGGGUCCCACAUUUCCAGUGACAUCUACCCAUCACCCAGAAUAACUGCUUCCACGUCAUUCCGGAGCAAUCUUGGCCCUCAGUCAGCUGCUGAAUCUCCUCCUCUGUCAACCAGUGCCUUCCCCAGGACCCCCUCCAAAGUGCUGCAAGCUUCUCAGCACCCCAAGAAAUGGACAGUGGACUCCUCGGUGUCAUCCAAGGUGGAGCCAACAACAGCAGCAGCAGSGGCCGCGGCCACAUUGUUUCUGAGGAAGUCGAGUCCACAGGCGCUAUCUGCGGCCCUGGUGGCCAAGGGCACCGGCAGCAGCGGCUUAACCAAGAGCGGUUCCACCACUGCUCUAGCUAAAAAUGUCACCAACAAGGCAGCAUCUGGCCCAAAGGCAACCGCAGGGGCGAUCCAUACAGCCCUCCCGUUCACGCCAACCUACAUGUUUGCCAGAACAGCACACACCAUGAGCACACACACAGCCAUGCAGGGGGACACGGGUGCUGCCUCGGGCCUGUUGUCCACAACACACCUCCCCAGGAAGCCACAAGCCAUGCACACAGGCCUCCCAAACCCCACCAAGCCAGAGACGCCAAGGGCAUCCACCCCUCGCCCGCUGACAGUCACCGCAGCGUUGACCUCCGUUACAGCAUUAGUGAAGGCCACCCGCUUGCCCCCUUUGCAAGCAGAAAACACGGAUGCGUCUCUCCCUGCUUCGUCCACUGCGGUGGUCACAACUGGCAAAACGGCGUCCAACCUGGAAUGUCAGAUGUCUGAUAAACUCCUGGUGAAGACAGUUCUCUUUAUAACCCAAAGGAGAGGGCAGAGCCUUGAGUCCUUGAAGCUCAAUGUAGCCAGAGGGCUCACGCAGGCAUUGCGGAAGGCUUUCCACCAGAACGACGUCUCUGCUCACGUGGACAUUCUGGAACAUUCUCACAACAUCACAGUUGGUUAUUAUGCUACCAAAGGAAGGUUGGUAUACUUGCCUGCUGUUGUGAUAGAAAUGCUGGGUGUUUAUGGAGUCAGCAACGUCACUGCAGAUCUGAAGCAACAUACCCCAAACUUACAGUCUGUGGCCGUCCUUGCCUCCUCAUGGAAGCCCCAGCCUGCAGGCUACUUCCAGCUGAAAACAGUGCUACAGUUUGUGAGCCAGUCAGAUAACAUACAUUCCUGCAAGUUUGCUCAGACCAUGGAGCAGCGGCUGCAGAAGGCAUUCCAGGAUGCUGAGAGGAAGGUCCUGAAUACCAAAAGCAACCUGAUGGUUCAGAUUGUGAGCACGUCCAACGCCUCGCAGGCCGUCACCUUGGUGUACGUCGUGGGCAAUCAGAGCACAUUCCUCAAUGGCACGGUGGCCAGCAGUCUCCUGAGCCAGCUCUCGGCCGAGCUGGUGGGAUUCUACCUCACCUACCCACCGCUCACCAUUGCUGAACCACUGGAAUAUCCCAACCUUGAUACAUCAGAAACAACUAGAGACUACUGGGUGAUUACAGUGCUGCAGGGCGUGGACAACUCGCUGGUGGGCCUCUACAACCAGAGUUUUGCCCGGGUUAUGGAGCAACGCCUGGCCCAGCUCUUCAUGAUGUCCCAGCAACAAGGCCGGCGAUUUAAACGGGCUACCACCCUGGGAAGCUACACUGUGCAGAUGGUAAAGAUGCAGCGUGUUCCAGGACCAAAGGACCCAGCAGAGCUGACUUACUACACCCUGUACAACGGGAAGCCACUGCUGGGGACCGCAGCUGCCAAGAUCCUGAGCACCAUUGACUCCCAAAGGAUGGCCUUGACCCUGCAUCAUGUUGUCCUUCUGCAAGCUGACCCUGUGGUGAAGAACCCCCCUAACAACCUGUGGAUCAUUGCGGCAGUGCUGGCUCCCAUCGCCGUGGUCACGGUCAUCAUCAUCAUCAUCACUGCUGUGCUCUGCAGGAAGAACAAGAACGACUUCAAGCCAGACACUAUGAUAAACCUGCCGCAGAGAGCAAAGCCCGUGCAAGGCUUUGACUAUGCCAAGCAGCACCUGGGCCAGCAAGGGGCAGAUGAGGAGGUCAUCCCUGUGACUCAGGAAACGGUAGUCCUCCCCCUGCCCGUUAGAGAUGCUCCUCAGGAAAGAGACAUCGCUCAGGACGGGAGCACCAUCAAGACAGCCAAGUCCACGGAAACCAGAAAAAGCAGGUCGCCCAGUGAGACUGGCUCUGUCAUCAGCAACGAAUCAGGGAAGCCCAGCUCAGGGAGACGCUCACCCCAGAACGUCAUGGCACAGCAGAAAGUGACAAAGGAGGAGGCAAGGAAGAGAAAUGUGCCAGCGAGUGAUGAAGAGGAGGGACCUGUCCUCUUUGACAAUUCUGGCAAGGUGGCUGCUGAUCCCUUCGACACGUCCUCUGGGUCUGUGCAGCUCAUCGCAAUCAAACCCGCAGCCCUCCCCGUGGUGCACCCCACCUCGGACAGGAGCCAGGAGACCUCAGCCGUCCUCAACGGGGAGGUGAACAAAGCCCUGAAACAGAAGUCAGACAUCGAGCACUAUCGGAACAAACUGCGCCUCAAAGCCAAGAGGAAGGGGUACUAUGACUUCCCCCCAGUGGAGGCAAACAAGGGUCUGACUGAGAGAAAAAAGAUGUAUGAAAAAGCCCCAAAGGAAAUGGAGCAUGUUUUGGAUCCAGACCCGGAGCUGUGUGCUCCCUUCGCRGAGUCUAAAAACAGGCAACAGAUGAAGAACUCUGUCUACCGAAGCCGGCAGUCUCUGAACAGCCCGAGUCCAGGAGAAACCGAGAUGGACCUUCUGGUCACUCGAGAGAGACCCCGGCGUGGCAUCCGUAACAGUGGAUACGAUACUGAACCUGAAAUCAUAGAGGAAACCAACGUUGACAGAGUUCAUGAGCCCCGGGGCUACGCCAGGUCGAGGCAGGUGAAAGGCCACUCGGAGACCUCCACGCUGAGCUCCCAGCCCUCCAUCGACGAGGUCAGGCAACAGAUGCACAUGCUCCUGGAGGAGGCCUUCAGCCUGGCGUCCGCAGGCCACGCAGGCCAGAGCCGACACCAGGAGGCCUAUGGCUCUGCCCAGCACCUGCCCUACUCGGAGGUGGUGACCAGUGCACCGGGGACCAUGACCCGGCCCAGGGCCGGGGUGCAGUGGGUGCCCACCUACCGCCCAGAAAUGUACCAGUACAGUCUGCCCCGGCCGGCCUACAGGUUUUCCCAGCUUCCUGAGAUGGUCAUGGGCUCUCCCCCUCCACCUGUACCUCCCCGGACUGGCCCGGUGGCUGUUGCUUCUCUCAGGCGGUCCACCUCAGACAUCGGCAGCAAGACCCGAAUGGCCGAGUCCGCAGGUCCUGAGCCAGCCCAGCUGCAGGACAGCRCCUCGUUUGCACAGGUGUCCAGAGGCCCCGUGUCUGUGACGCAGUUGGAUCAGUCUGCUUUAAAUUACUCAGGUAACACGGUGCCGGCAGUGUUCGCCAUCCCAGCUGCCAACAGACCUGGCUUCACUGGCUACUUCAUCCCCACGCCUCCCUCGUCCUACCGGAGCCCAGCCUGGAUGUCCUACGCGGGAGAGAACGAGCUCCCAAGCCAGUGGGCCGAUUCGGUCCCCCUCCCCGGGUACAUCGAGGCCUACCCCCGGUCCCGGUAUCAGCAGAGCUCACCCUCCAGGCUUCCUCGCCAGUACAGCCAGCCCACCAACCUGCACCCCAGCCUGGAGCAGGCCCCCGUGGCCUCCGCAGCRGCCUCGCAGCAGAGCCUGGCAGAGAACGACCCCCCUGACACCCCCCUGACCAACAUCUCCACCGCRGCCCUGGUGAAGGCCAUCCGGGAGGAGGUGGCCAAGCUGGCCAAGAAGCAGACGGACAUGUUUGAGUUCCAGGUCUAAUGCCUUAGCCCCGUGGGACUCUGCACUUCUAGACUCCAAGGAAGCAGGCUUUGGGUCACUCACACCCAAYGUGUGGGGACUUGAGACAUGGACAAUGGGUGAAUCUCACCCUCAGUUUCAGAAACGGUGAACAGGGGGGCUUCUGAGAAACAGAGGACGUUCAUGAACGCCUGGAUUCUUGGUUUGUGCAACUGACGGUGGGUCAAGACGUCCCUGCUUGGGACCAUGUGAGUGAUACUCUGUUAGGCCGAGUGUUGGAAUCAUCCUUASGGUCUAUUUCUCUAAGGAGCCUUAGUCACGAGAGGCACUAGCUAAUGUACAGAUUCCUGUCCAAUGCUACAUUUUAAUAAAUCACCAGAAGGGGGAGAACCYAGCUCUAUCUUCGGUGACCUCUGCAUGUUAACUCUUUCCGUGUUAAAGGCAAUGUAGGAGUGUGAAUUAAGCACCAGCCUGUACUCUCUCACUCAGCCACRACCAUGAUCACUAACGUCAUCUCUAGCCUGUAAGGGAGACACYGACUGCAGCCAAGAAACUUGAGUCCCUUUGCUUUUAAAGGCUCAGAUUCAAAGUCAAAUGAAUUGGAUGAAAAUCAGUACCAGUGGCUAUGCCUAUAAAUAGCCGUGAUCUCUUUCUUCCCUGUGAAUUCAAGGUGGAGAAAGAGAGAAGAUGAGCAGGAAGGGUGGAUUUGUGUUGACAGAGUUUUUAAAAGGUGUUGUCAUUUUGGAAAUAGAGUACCCUCCAAGUUGGGAUCUAAUGGAAAGAGAGAAUCAGUGCCAAGAGCUUUUAGGGUCCUACAAAAGAAAAACAUUAUUUGUGGAGGGUUUUCUUUUGCAGACUUUGAAGGUGGCACAAGAACAGAGCUUCUGUCUUUGGGGGGGAUAAUAGAUGCAUUGACUUUUCCAAGAAAAUCUUAUCUGU